AUGCACUUCCUGAUGCAGCGGUUCCAGUUGGCAGCGUUUUCGUACAUGUACCGCGAGGAGGCCGACGGUGUGCUGGAGUGCAUGGAGACGGCGGUGGUGGCGGAGGCGCGACGGUACGGAGGUAUGAAGACGGAGGAGAGGAUCACCAGCACGCGUGGACGACUGAAGCGACCACUGUCGGCCGCCGGCCACGUUGUCGAAGACAAUCAGCCAACGGCGCCUUUCACAAGUGGCAAUUAA
This is a messenger RNA of Soboliphyme baturini, 240 nucleotides long. The record is from the annotation of a GenBank genome assembly. Lineage: Eukaryota; Metazoa; Nematoda; Enoplea; Dioctophymatida; Soboliphymatidae.